AUGUCGUCGGGCGGCGGUGGAGGGCAGCAGUUCCGCUACACGCAGACGCCGUCCAAGGUGCUGCACCUGCGGAACCUUCCGUGGGAGUGCGCGGAAGAGGAGCUCGUCGAGCUCUGCAAGCCCUUCGGCCGCAUCGUCAACACCAAGAGCGGCGUCGGCGCCAACCGCAACCAGGCCUUCGUCGAGUUCACUGACGUUAAUCAGGCAAUCUCGAUGGUUUCUUACUUUGCAUCAUCUUCAGAACCAGCACAAAUCCGAGGCAAGACUGUUUACAUUCAGUAUUCAAAUAGGCAAGAAAUAAUUAACAACAAGAGUCCUGGAGAGACGGCUGGAAAUGUCUUGCUUGUUACUAUGGAGGGUGUUCAAGCUAGUGAUGUCACCAUUGAUGUGAUCCAUAUGGUUUUCUCGGCUUUUGGGUAUGUUCAUAAAAUAGCCACCUUUGAAAAGGCUGCAGGUUUUCAGGCGUUGAUCCAGUACACUGAUGCAGCCACUGCUUCAGCUGCUAGAGACGCCUUAGAUGGAAGGAGCAUCCCAAGUUACUUGCUUCCAGAGCAUGUGACAUCCUGCUGCCUGCGAAUUUCCUUUUCUGCACAUCAGGAUUUGAACAUCAAGUUUCAGUCAAACCGCAGCAGGGAUUAUAAUAAUCCGUAUCUUCCAAUUAAUUAUUCUGCCAUGGAUGGUACAUUACAGCCUGCUGUUGGAGCUGACGGAAGGAAAGUGGAGGCUCAAGGCAAUGUUCUUCUUGCAUCAAUUGAGAAUAUGCAAUAUGCUGUUACUGUAGACGUUCUACAUACUGUGUUCUCAUCAUUUGGUACAGUCCAGAAAAUUGCUAUUUUUGAGAAGAAUGGGGGAACACAAGCUUUGAUUCAGUACCCUGAUGUAAAUACAGCUGCUGUAGCGAAGGAAGCAUUGGAAGGGCAUUGCAUCUAUGAUGGUGGCUACUGUAAGCUUCACCUGUCAUACUCUCGUCAUACUGAUCUGAAUGUGAAGGCACAUGGUGACAAGAGCAGAGAUUAUACAAUUCCAGCUGGCAUAAUCCAAGGGGUGCUGCAGCCACCUGGUGUACAAGCUACAUCCUCUGGGUGGCAAGGUAACCUUCAAGCAGCUGGGGCAUAUGCCCCACCCGGUGCCCCUGCUCAAAGCCACAAUGCCAAUGGACAAGUGCCGAACUGGAAUCCCGGCAACUCAGUGUAUCCCCCAGCCCCAGGAACAUAUCCAGGCCAGAUGUACUCAUCUCCAUCGCAGUAUGCAACACCAGGGGGCUUCCCUAAUACCCCAUCCACCACUCCGCCGCAGUAUGCAACGUCAGGGGGCUUCCCUAAUACCCCAUCCACUGCUCCGCCACAGUAUGCAGCAUCAGGGGGCUUCCCUAACACCCCAACCGGUGCCCCUCCUGGUGCUCUGCCACAACAGUUGCACGCUUCGCAGCAGAUGCCGCCUCAGCAUGAAAAUCAGUCACGAGGCACACCUGGAACUAGCCAACCACCACCACCAGCAUCAUACUACCGUUAA
This is a messenger RNA of Miscanthus lutarioriparius, 1512 nucleotides long. NCBI's taxonomy places the organism in Eukaryota, Viridiplantae, Streptophyta, Magnoliopsida, Poales, Poaceae. The record is from the annotation of a GenBank genome assembly.